AUGCUGGCUCGGCUCGCCGCAAGCCGUUUCCUUGAGAUCCGUCAAGUUUUCCGUCAGGUUAAGAAGAUAUUGUCACACUAUCCAUCCAACUACAAGCAAUCUGCUGUUAUUCCUCUGCUAGAUCUUGCACAGCAGCAGCAUGGGGGAUGGCUUCCUGUCUCAGCAAUGAAUGCAAGUUGCAACAUUCUAUUCAAUAAGAUUAUAGAAGUUGCUCCUAUCCGUGUAUAUGAAGUUGCAACAUUCUAUUCAAUGUUUAAUCGGUCAAAGGUGGGAAAGUACCACCUUUUGGUCUGUGGCACAACACCAUGCAUGAUUCGUGGUGCACGAGAAAUUGAGGAUGCUUUACUGAAACAUUUAGGAGUGAAGCGUAAUGAAGUAACAAAGGAUGGAUUGUUCUCUGUUGGAGAAACGGAAUGCAUGGGAUGCUGUGUAAAUGCUCCCAUGAUCACAGUGGCAGACUACUCCAAUGGAUCUGAAGGAUAUACCUAUAAUUACUAUGAAGAUAUUACACCAAAGCGAGUUGUAGAGAUAGUUGAGUUGUUAAGAAAGGGGGAGAAGCUACCGCCUGGCACCCAAAAUCCAGGUCGAAUUAAGAGUGGACCAGAAGGAGGAAACACUACUUUACUAAGUGAGCCCAAACCCCCUCCAUGCCGUGAUCUUGAUGCAUGCUAAAAAUUUGUGGUGUUUGUUGUCUUUAAUAAUGUUAAGCUUGGAUGUUCUCAGGCUUCCCUCUGUUGUCAGCAAUGUUAAUUAUGUUUAAUGGUCAACCAUUUUUGUUAUAUCUCUGGCAGUAUUGUUUCUGCUAGAUGUUCCAUACAAUUCUAUCUUGUUUCAAAUUAUGCUCUGGCUAGAACCAUACUGAUUUUAAGUAUGUUUUUAUGGACAUUAUAAGAUUGCUGAGCAUUCUCAAAUUUGGGUUGCUCAAAUUCUAAGCGUCA
Molecule: messenger RNA, 938 nt
Organism: Ziziphus jujuba (common jujube)
Lineage: Eukaryota; Viridiplantae; Streptophyta; Magnoliopsida; Rosales; Rhamnaceae
Product: NADH dehydrogenase [ubiquinone] flavoprotein 2, mitochondrial
Exons: 8
Coding region: 1-672 (223 amino acids)
Biological process (GO): mitochondrial electron transport, NADH to ubiquinone
Molecular function (GO): NADH dehydrogenase activity
Source: RefSeq, a predicted model, not a curated record